UCUCUCCCACUAGACCGUAAGCUCCAAGAGAGCCAGACCGGGUCUGUUUUGUCUACUUGGCAUGUUUCCUAACUCCUGACUCAUAUUUGUCAAAUAACUGAAUGAAUGCCCCCUAAGACCGAGGCCCUAGGCUUCACAGCAGAAGCAGCCCUUGUCUGUUUACUGAAUGUGUUCCAGCUAGCAGAAUGUCACUUUCAAUUCUGCAAUUUGGUGGUGGUAAUGGGGGGGGGGGGGGGAGCAGGAUGCACUGAGGUUCCUCCCCCCCACCCCCCGGGAAACAGAUGGUAAAAGGGCUUAAAGGAUUGCUGCUUCCCCCAGCACCUUUCUGUGUCCCCACCCCCACCCCCACCCCGCUACCCACCCCUGCGCCUGCCAUCACACUCCGAGUUCCUUUCCUGGGGCUGAAACGGGCUCUGGUAGUCAAUUCUCCUUCCUUCUAACUCCAGGCACCAAGGCGGGUGGGAUGAAAAUUCCUUAUUUAGCCAAUUGUUUUCCCUCUUCUCUCCGUGAACUUCCCAGCCUUCCUCAUUCCUCUUCAACUUGUGCUCACACCUCUUUUUAAAUGUUCGAAACACCAUCUCUCAAGCUAUGGCAUAACUUACUGUACUUCAAUAGCUGCACGUUUCUUAUGUGUGCCAGGCAGGGGACCAGGCCCGGAGUGGGGAGCAGAACACAGGCGAACAAGACAUGAACCCCACCCUCUAGGUCUCACAGCUGAUUGGCACAAACAGGCCAGUCUACAAUCUCAGGCUAAAGAGAAGCCCCAUUUGUCUGGAGCACCAGGCCAGAGCUUGGGAAGUAGGUGGCUUCACCUUCCUGGGAAAGUGAAAGCAUUCAGGUGGAGGGAACACAGAAGCAAAUGCCGAGUUGGAAGGGGCUCGGCCUCUGCGGGCAAGGACCAGCGCGGAUGCAGGACAUGAGAGAUCACUUGCAAAGGCAGGUGAGGGCUGCUCACGGAGGCUCUUGAACGUCAGGUGAGGAGACUGAUCUGAAGCCAGUGGGCGAUAGGCAAUCAUCUGAGCUGUGCUUUACAAAGGUGAAUAGGGCUGUGCUGAGUCAGGGGGAGGCAGAGGCAGGGGGACAAGUUAGAGGUUGUUCCCUUAGCGAAGGGGAGCACUAAUGGCUCUAGGAGGGCAGUGGCCGUGGGGCAGAAGGAGCUGAUUCUCCUGUGUGAUAACGGGCCUCAACUAACUGCCCCCUCAGCCUGAGGCUGGUUUGCCUUCUCCACUUCUCUUUUUGUUUUCUGGUUUUUCCCAGUUUAAGCAAAGAAGGAAAUUCAUAACAAAAAUCUCCUCCUUCCUCUUCCUUCUCCAGCCCGGCUCUCUCUUGGCCCCAGGUUCUCUUCUCCUGGCUCUUAGUAUCGGGCGCCCCUCUAUACGGCCUCUGGCUGUGAGAUCUCUCUUUAUGUUCCAUUCCUAUCUUCAGAUGUCCACACCCCCCCCCCACCCCAGCCCACGAUCUGGGGGCUGUGCCUGAGCAGUCGGUUUGCUAAUGAAUCAUAGAAGCAGUACUGAUUUAUUUCUAGAAGUUGCCUUUCACCAAGGGAUUUGGGAGACCCUGCCCUUCCCUAAGGGAACUAACUUUGAGGGGGCCUACAAGCCCCACGCUAGUGAAACCACUAGAGAUCCAUUGGGAGCUGGAAUAUUCUCCCAGCUCAGAGAGGAUCAGUGAGCCCUCUGCUCCCAUAGCUGGCAGGUGCAGAAAGUAGGGUUUUGCUUCAGUCUAAUGACCCAGACAUGGCACUUGGAGAAGGGAGAUCUGGGGCCUGGUUGUGGGUCACUGCGGUGAGCAUCCUUGAUACGCAGUGAGGGAGCAGUUCGCCCAGAGAACCUCUGGAGCUUUCUCAGGGCAAAGGGGAGGAUGUGGAGUCUGGACCCCAUUUUCCUUGCACCUGCAGGGCUCUAGACAAGUAGCUUGUUCGUUGUCACCGUGACAUCCAUAGCACCCGCGGGGCGGGGGGGUGGGGGCAGCGUCCCAGGGGAUUCCCGGGCUCCGCAGGUGACUUGUGGGACUUCCGUGACCUCACAGGCAAAACUUGACCCCCCUCCCCGGGGGGGCGGGGCUGCAAGCACCCUGGGUAGACCCGGGUGCCCGAAGGUCGCUGAGUCUUGCCCCUCUCCGGCCGGGGACGCGCUAUGGGACUACUGAUCGCCAAGCUGAUGAGCAUCUUCGCGAACCAGGAGCACAAGGUCAUCAUCGUGGGACUGGACAAUGCGGGAAAGACCACCAUUCUCUACCAGUUACCAGCCGCAUUGGCAUCCACUGGAAGCUUGUUAGAAACGCAAAACACUGGGCCCCUGCCUAGGCUCAUUGGCUCAGAACCUGCAUUUUAACAAGACUCCCAGGUGAUUCAGCUGCACAUUAAAGUUUGGGGACACUGCUCUACUUAGACUCCCAUCUCUUCGGUCUGCACCAGGGCAAGACUUGGUCUUACUCCUGCCUGCACUCCCCUGGGCCCAGAGACUUGGUCAACCCCGGGCUGAGCUGUUCUGAGUUUGAUUCAGCCUGACUUGCGAGCAGAGGGGUGGGAACAGAACGGGCCGAGCUCUUGGUGACCUCUCUUCCCUCCCCAGCCUGAUGAAUGAGGUGGUCCAUACAUCUCCCACCAUCGGUAGCAACGUGGAGGAGAUUGUCCUGCAAAAGACACACUUCCUCAUGUGGGACAUAGGGGGACAGGAGGCUCUGCGCUCUACCUGGAACACGUACUACUCCAAUACUGAGGGCUUACAUCCGGGUGGUGCAGAGACCGGUCCGGGAGCACAGUGGGCAGACACGUUCAUCAGAGGGAAAGCCCACGGCUCACAGUUCCCCUCUGCUGGCCAGUUCAUCAUCCUUGUGAUUGACAGCACGGACCGGGAUCGGCUGCUGACCACUCGGGAGGAGCUGUACAGGAUGCUGGCCCAUGAGGCUCUGCGAGAUGCUUCCGUCCUGAUCUUUGCCAACAAGCAGGAUAUGAAGGACUCCAUGACCACCGUGGAAAUCUCUCAAUUCCUCACUCUUAGUGCCAUCAAAGACCACCCGUGGCACAUACAGGGAUGCUGUGCCCUCACUGGGGAAGGGUUAGUGGCUGCCCCACCUGCACCUCCAGGGUUCGGCCCAACCAAUGAACAGCUGACCAUCAGAACCUUCUCCUGUUUCUCUCCUGUCAGGAUCUGGCUCACACUUAGCUCCUGGGCUGAGUCAGUCAAGCACCCACCCACAGCUGAGAUGCUGUGGGUAAGCAGUGAGCAGGAUAGAGUGCCUGCGCUCAGGCUCAUUCUGAAAGGCGACAGGCCAUCUCAGCACAAACAUUUUAGGUACACAGAGGUGCUUUGAAUAAAGUGAAAUUGGAUUAACAGUGAUAGACGGGGCAGGGUUGGGUCUGACUCAGCUCUGGUGGUCAGGGACGCCCUCUACUAGGACAUGAUCUUUGGGCUGCAAUCCAAAUGGGGAGAAGACGGCCACAGCCAUGGGAAGACCUGGGGGCAAGCCUUCCAGGCAGAAGUUGCUGACUCUUUCUGACCUUGAGUUUUCUUAUCUGUAAAGAGGAGGGUGAGUAUACCUACUCCCUCUGUAAGUUCCUGUUGAGAGCACAUGACAUCAAUCAUCCAACAUUUAUCGAGCCCCGAAUUUGUGCCAGGCACUUUUCUAGGCACCAGAGAAACAGCGGCGAACAAACCACAAAAUCCCCUGCCCUCAUGGAGGUUACUUUCCAUGGGGGGGUGGGGGGCAGACACUAAACAAUAAAAAUAAGAAACAUAUAUAGUGAGUUAGAAAGUGAUAAAUGCUUGGGAAAGAUCAAGUAGGCAAAGGAGAUUGGAAGCACGUGGGCAAAUGUUGCCAUUUUGGAUAAGGUACCAGGGAGGGGCCACCAGAAAGUAGCUGCUGAGUAUAAAUACCUGAAGGAUGUGAAGGAGCCAGGUCACGGUCACAUAGAAAGGGCCUUGAGUCAGGCUUGGAAAAUUCUCUUUUCUCUCUCAAGUGGGAUCACAGCAGGCUGGGGACCCAGGCGCCCGGAGACUUUAGGCAGGUGGGCCCAAGGAACCACACGUUUCUGAUAGUGUCCUUGCCACCCUCCUCCCGCAACCCACAUCCAUCCCCUCUGCCAGACGGUAGACCGCAGAGGGCAUGUCUGUUUUUUUUCACCAGUAACCUGAUGUACUCAGUCCAUUUAUACUUGUCGAUUGAGAGAUUGGAUGCGACUUUGGUUGUUCCCUCCGUCAGUAGGGGCCGGGGGCUUGGAGGCCAUCAUCCUUGCAGGAUAUGCUGAUCUUUGCCCUGUUCCACCUUCCCUGCAGGCUGCCCGCGGGGCUCCAGUGGAUGCAGUCUCAGACCACUGCCAACUGAUGUCCCAGGCUGAGGCCAUCCAGAUACUUUGGGGGUUUUGCUUGGACUACGUGGGUGGAAAACCCACGUGACUAUUCCUUUUCUACGAUUCUCGGAUGGGAGCUGGGUCGGCUAUGGACAGUGAGGUGAGAUUGCCACAGUCCACCCAACCCUGUGAACUUGACUGCAUGCCCUGAAUUGCUGUAGACAGGACAGCAGAAAAGCUGCCCUUUCCUCCGUGGAAGCAGGUGUCCUUGGAGGCACCAGGCAAGCUGUCGGACGUGUUGAGGGAUUAGGACGUGGAGCCCAGUCCCCUUGGCCUGCAGCCUCUUUGAGGAAAAAAUGGGGGGGGGGGCAGAGUAAGAGACCCCCUGGAAUUGCUCUUUAUUUCCUAGAACCCCACCCCCGGCCCCUUGGCUCCCACCCCAGCUCUCUGGCCCCUCAGCCAUCUUUGAGGAAAGGAGAUUCCAGAGAGGUGAAGGGGCGGGCUCAAGGGAAGGAGGGCAAAGCCAAAAACUGGUGGGAAGGGAGAGGGAGGAGGACGGGACACCCCAGACAGGGACAGUCCCUUGCAUGGCGGGGAGUCCCACUCCUCCCAGACCUUUCUGUUCCCUCUGAGAUGCUGGCUCUGACCACAGCUUGUGAGCGUUCAGCCAUCUCAUCCUAUGCCCUUCAUUCCCGGUCCUUCCAAUGUGAAUCCCAUUCCUCCCAAAUUUCCCUGAUUCCUACAGAGUGCCUAUCUUGACCAUCUUUUGUAAUGAAUUUUUUCCACAUUGUUUUAGAAUUUUUAUAAAAGUGUAAUAAAUGCAUUGAAAACUG
Molecule: messenger RNA, 5124 nt
Organism: Prionailurus viverrinus (fishing cat)
Lineage: Eukaryota; Metazoa; Chordata; Mammalia; Carnivora; Felidae
Gene: ARL5C
Product: ADP ribosylation factor like GTPase 5C
Exons: 5
Coding region: 2578-3315 (245 amino acids)
Biological process (GO): intracellular protein transport; vesicle-mediated transport; protein localization to Golgi membrane
Cellular component (GO): trans-Golgi network; cytoplasm
Molecular function (GO): GTPase activity; GTP binding
Source: RefSeq, a predicted model, not a curated record